This is a messenger RNA of Erigeron canadensis, 1505 nucleotides long. RefSeq names its product charged multivesicular body protein 7. Gene Ontology annotation, biological process: vesicle budding from membrane; late endosome to vacuole transport via multivesicular body sorting pathway. The record is from RefSeq and is a predicted model, not a curated record. The coding region runs from base 118 to 1377 and encodes 419 amino acids. The transcript has 8 exons. Gene Ontology annotation, cellular component: multivesicular body; ESCRT III complex; cytoplasmic side of plasma membrane. NCBI's taxonomy places the organism in Eukaryota, Viridiplantae, Streptophyta, Magnoliopsida, Asterales, Asteraceae.
UUCUUUCAACUUCUAUAUUUUCAGGCCUUUAAAUAUAUCUAAAAAAAAAAAUUCCCUCAUUCUACUACACCAAAAUUUGACUGAUGAAACAGGCCAUAGUUUGAUUACAGAAAACAAAUGAUGGAAGUAAGAGAAAUAAUAGAGAAAGAAGUUCCUGAUUGGGAUUCGGAUGUAAUGACCAGCGCACGAUUUAAAGCUUUCAGCGGCCAAAAAUCUGACUGGGAGCCACGCUAUCAUUUCUGGAGAGAUUUAAUUAUCAAAAUCGCUAACCAUCUCGACAUCUUCAUCAUUCGCCCUUCUGUGGUUAAAAAUGUAUGGUUUAAUAAAGGAGGCUUAAUUCCUUUAUGUAUUGAUGAUGUAUUGGUUGAAAUGUAUAAUUGCGGUGAGCUUCUUUCGUGUAGUAGUGAUGUUAUUGAUCCAAAGAGUGGUCAACUCACUCGGUUGUUUCGCAAAGUUAGACAUUUCCUUCCCUUGUCUAAACCCGCAUUCUCAUCCGAAGACGAUUACAUUGUUUCAACUCUCUUAGAGGAGAAAUCUGAUGAAGUUAUUAAAUGUUUGGUGGACGAUCACUGGACUUCAUCAUGCAUUAUCACGAUGAACAAGUUCCAAGUGAUUUGUGGAGGGGCAAAAGAAGCAUCAGUGAUUUUGAGCCACUUGUCAAAACAUGGGAAAGCCAAGUACCUUGCUAUCAGACGGGAGGAUCUUAUAGAGGGUGUGAAAGUCUCGCUUUCUUCCAAGACAGUUUCUGGUAUUACAAGUUCAGAUUGUGAUGUGCUGCAUUUGACUUGGACAGCAGAGAAGCUCCAAGUACAUAUUAAUAUGAUCGAUCAACGUUAUGUCAAGUCCAAAAUGUUAGCUUUGGCUUCUCUAAAAGCUGGGAACAAAGCUAUUGCGUUAAGGCACGCUAGGGAACUGAAGCAGUCCUCUGAAAGUAGAGAAAAAUGUGAUGUUUUUUUAAGGCGAGUAGAGGAAGUCCUCAGAGCCAUAGCUGAUGCUGAAGACUCAAAAGAGGUUUUUGAAGCUAUUAAAACUGGCACAAAGGCAAUGAAGGAUAAGAUAAUCACCAUAGAAGAAGUGCAGCACUGCAUAGAUGAACUUGAUGACACAAUUAGUUCACAAAAGGAAGUAGAUAAAGUCAUAGGGUCGGUUUCAUCUUAUGAAGAAUUUGAUGAAGAUAUCGAAGAUGAAUUGGAUAAACUCAUGGAAGCAGACAAUAAGAUGUCAUCAGCAGAUGGUACCAUAAGGGAACAUGAAAUAUCAGAAACAGCUGAAUCACUGAGUCAAGCCCUCUCAGAUCUUAAGCUAGCAGAUAAUGCAGUCAUGCUGCAUGAGCCUGCAGAAACCCCAAAUGUAUCAAAGGCUCUUGAGCUUGCAUAGUCCUGAUAGUUAUUCCCCGCGUUUGUGUAUGUUAUGUAACCAAGAUUACCAAUUAUACUUGCAAAAAGAAGCGAUCUUGCUGUAAAUAUGUUGGAAAUUCAUGUCUCUAUUCUUGUUUUUGAUGUUCA